Molecule: messenger RNA, 1046 nt
Organism: Dufourea novaeangliae
Lineage: Eukaryota; Metazoa; Arthropoda; Insecta; Hymenoptera; Halictidae
Product: TIP41-like protein
Exons: 5
Coding region: 1-933 (310 amino acids)
Biological process (GO): TOR signaling
Cellular component (GO): cytosol
Source: RefSeq, a predicted model, not a curated record
AUGACAGCAGUGAAAGUUCAUGGAAGAAUUGACAUCCUACGACUUCCUGUUAAUCAAGAAGAACGUAUCUUUCCACCAUGGCAUAUUAAAUAUACAAAGUCUCAUAUAUUACAUUCUAAAUGUUCCAAAAGUGAAAAUGGUUGCAAUGAAAAGGAUGAACCCUGUCAAUUUUGCAUUUUCAGCCACACUUUAGAACUGCCACAUAUGCCAGAUAUGGUAUUUCCAAACAAUAUAUUAACUUUACAUCACGAGGAUGGAGCAACCUUACAAUUCAAUGCUUUAGAUGCUUUGAAAACGGUGUCUAAUGGAAAAAUUCAUAUACAACUUGCAUGUGCAGAAGCUUGGAAAGAAUCUAGAUCUGAAAGUAGUGAGUUUUUAGAAGAAAAAAUAAAACCAUUUGAUUGGACAUUUACUACCAGUUAUACUGGCACAAUAUCUGAUUUUAAAAUUGAAGAAACUAGCGAACGUAUUGAUAUGGAUAAAUUGAAGAGAAAAGAUAAAAUUCUGUUUUAUAAUGACUUAACAUUAUUCGAAGAUGAACUUCAUGAUAAUGGUAUAGCAGUUUGUUCUGUGAAAAUUCGUGUUAUGCCCAAUGGUUUUUUCAUUUUAUUAAGAUACUUCUUAAGAAUUGAUAAUGUACUAAUAAGAAUAAACGACACUCGCAUUUAUCAUGAAUUUGGACAAGACUAUUUGCUACGAGAGUACACAACAAGAGAAGCUAAGGUCGCAGAAUUGCGUGAUAUAGCAUCCUUCUUCACAGAGCCAAGUGAAAUAGCACCAUAUUUACCCUUGACUGGCUGUCAGUAUCAUAAACUAAUAAUGCUUUCAAAUAAAGUGGCAUCAGGUAUUAAUGCUGAAUUAUCUAAUGAAACAGUAACGGAUAGUAAAGCAGUUACCACCAGUAUAAAUGAAACAGAUAAUUCCGUUACUUAAAGGCUACAUGUGUGCAAAAUAUCAAACUCCACAGUAAUAAUCGAGCGUUCUCUAAAAAUCAAAGUUUCGCAUAAUUUCAGGCAAUACAAAACAAUUUUGAAAAUUGUUAUAGA